AUGCCCGUCGUGAAUGUCGACGAUCUAGUUCGUCUGCAGCGGAAACCUGACGACAUUCGAAAUAUCUGCAUUCUCGCCCACGUUGAUCAUGGCAAGACGUCAUUAACCGAUGGCCUGAUAGCCACCAAUGGCAUCAUCUCGCCCAAGCUAGCGGGUAAGAUCCGCUACCUGGACUCUCGACCCGAUGAGCAGCUCCGAGGUAUUACAAUGGAAUCUUCGGCGAUCUCAUUGUUCUUUUCCAUGCUCCGUCGUCCGGCACCGGACGCUGCACCGGUGCCUAAGGAGUAUCUGAUUAAUUUGAUCGAUUCACCGGGUCACAUCGACUUCAGCAGUGAAGUCUCUACAGCGUCUCGCCUUUGUGAUGGUGCGGUUGUCCUCGUCGAUGCUGUCGAGGGUGUCUGCAGUCAGACAGUCACUGUGCUUCGUCAGACAUGGGUGGAGCAAUUAAAGCCGAUCUUGGUCAUUAACAAGAUGGAUCGGUUGGUGACUGAGCUCAUGAUGAGCCCCAGUGAAGCAUUCUCGCACCUAAGUAGGCUGUUGGAACAGGUCAAUGCUGUCAUCGGCAGUUUCUACCAAGGUGAACGUAUGGAGGACGAUCUGCAGUGGCGAGAGCGCAUGGAAGACCGUGUGAGUGCCUCCGCCACAAAGUCUAAGAAGCAGACUUUGGACGACGAAUCUGUUGCUAGUAUCAGCGAGGCUACGGAGUUCGAGGAGCGUGAUGACGAGGACCUCUACUUUGCUCCGGAGAAGAAUAAUGUUAUCUUCUGCAGUGCUGUCGAUGGAUGGGCAUUUACAAUCCGUCAAUUCGCUGCAAUUUACGAAAAGAAACUUGGUAUCAAGCGUACAGUUCUUGAAAAGGUCCUUUGGGGUGAAUUCUACCUUGACCCGAAGACCAAGAGAGUGCUGGGCCCGAAGCACUUGAAGGGUCGAGCCUUGAAACCCAUGUUUGUGCAGUUGGUUCUCGACAGCAUUUGGGCUGCUUAUGAGGCGACAACUGGUGGCGGCAAAGGAAAGGGCGACCCCGUUCUAUUGGAGAAAAUCACAAAGUCAUUGAACAUCAAUAUUCCACCUUAUAUCCUGCGUGGCCGCGAUCCGAGAAAUAUUAUGACCACUCUAUUCUCAGCAUGGCUGCCACUAUCAACUGCAGUCCUGGUUUCGGUGAUCGAGUAUCUCCCAAGCCCCCAAGCUGCGCAAUCUGCUCGUCUGCCGGAAAUGAUCAAAUCGUCACCGGGCUCAGACCACAUCUCUGAAGAUGUCAAGCAAGCUAUGGUGAACUUUAAAACUGGCCCAGAGGCGCCUGUCGUUGCGUAUGUCAGCAAGAUGGUUGCUAUUCCCGAGAGCGAGUUGACUGCCAGCAAGAAGCGCGGCGCCACUAUGACUGCCGAGGAAGCCCGAGAACUCGCCCGCCGCAAGCGAGAGGAGAUUGCGAAGAUGCAGGCAGAAGCCAGUGCAGGACGUAAGGACGAUUUCGAGCAAAUGACAUCGCAGUUCCAAACUACUAUGUUGAUCAGAGAGGAAGAAGAACCGGAGGAGGUUGCAGAGGAGGAAGACCCAGAUCAUCUCAUUGGAUUUGCCCGUCUUUAUUCGGGAACUCUUUCGGUGGGAGACGAAAUCUAUGUGCUGCCACCUAAAUUCUCCCCCGCAAACGCGCAUGCCAGUCCGGAGCCCAAAAAGGUUACAGUUACAGACUUGUACCUCAUGAUGGGCCGGAGCCUCGAGCCACUCCAGUCAGUUCCGGCUGGUGUCGUAUUUGGUAUUGGGGGCCUGGCAGGCCAUGUCCUUAAGACAGGUACCCUUUGCAGCCAGCUCGAGGGAAGCAUUAACUUGGCGGGUGUAUCACUAAGCACCCCACCGAUUGUGCGUGUUGCUCUGGAGCCGGUCAACCCUGCUGAUCUAGGCAAGUUGGUCACUGGCCUACGUCUUCUUGAGCAGAGUGAUCCCUGCGCUCAGUACGAGGUCCUCCCUAGCGGUGAACAUGUUAUUAUCACUGCGGGUGAAUUGCAUCUCGAACGCUGUGUUAAGGACCUCCGUGAACGCUUUGCUAAAUGUGAAAUCCAAACCGGUGAAGCUAUUGUUCCCUACCGGGAAACCAUCGUCAAUGCCCCAGAGAUGGCAUCACCAAAGAACCCUGAACUUGGUCGUGGAGGUGUGCUAGCAGUAUCCCCGUCCAAGCAGAUGACACUUCGUCUGCGUGUUGUGCCACUACCGGAGGCAGUGACCGACUUCCUCACAAAGCAAGUUGGUACUGUGAAACGAUUGCAGUCACAAAAACGUGACGAGGCCAAAUCGGAGGAGUCAGCAACAGAAAAUGGUCAAGAAGCAACUGUUGAUGCCGCUGACGAAGCCCAUGAGGGCAGCAAUCUUUCUCUCGUCGAAUUUCGAGAGGAACUGACCAAGAUAUUCGAAAAGGAAGUCAAAGAAGACAAUGAACUAUGGAAGAACGUCGUAGACAGAAUCACUGCAUUCGGACCCCGAAGAAUCGGACCCAAUAUCCUUGUCGAUGCCACCGCCGUCAACACCUGCGAGAAGUUCCUCCUCGACGACCCAAAACAAAACGCCGCUGUCUCCACCGAUAACCAGCAAGCCCUCCUCGUCCGCGACUUUCACGACAAAAUCGCCUACGCCUUCCAACUGGCCACAAGCCAAGGCCCCCUCUGCCAAGAACCAAUGCACGGCGUAGCAGUCUUCCUCGAAGACCUCUCCGUUCAAGCGGCGGAGGGCGAACUCGACAUGGGCCGACUAACCGGUGACUCAAUCCGACUAGUCCGCGAAGGCAUCACCCAAGGAUUCCUAGACUGGAGUCCACGAAUCAUGCUCGCAAUGUACAGCUGUGAGAUCCAAGCAACAACCGAAGUACUAGGCCGUGUCUACGGUGUCAUAACCCGACGCCGUGGCCGGAUUCUUUCUGAAAUCAUGAAAGAGGGAACUCCUUUCUUCACUAUCAUUGCUAUUCUGCCUGUCGCCGAAUCGUUUGGAUUCGCUGAGGAAAUUCGGAAGAGGACUUCUGGUGCUGCGCAGCCGCAGUUGAUUUUCUCGGGCUUCGAGGCCUUGGAUGAGGAUCCGUUCUGGGUUCCUGCUACUGAGGAGGAGUUGGAGGAUUUGGGUGAGCUUGCUGAUCGGGAGAAUGUUGCCAAGAGGUACAUGGAUGCUGUGAGGAAUCGGAAGGGUCUGGUUGUUCAGGGACGGAAAUUGAUUGAUGCUGAGAAACAGAAGACUCUGAAGAAGUAG
This is a messenger RNA of Penicillium pulvis, 3228 nucleotides long. Its product is annotated as GTPase RIA1. The transcript has 5 exons. Gene Ontology annotation, molecular function: GTPase activity; GTP binding; ribosome binding. Gene Ontology annotation, biological process: cytosolic ribosome assembly. The record is from RefSeq and is a predicted model, not a curated record. Gene Ontology annotation, cellular component: ribonucleoprotein complex; cytosol. NCBI's taxonomy places the organism in Eukaryota, Fungi, Ascomycota, Eurotiomycetes, Eurotiales, Aspergillaceae. The coding region runs from base 1 to 3228 and encodes 1075 amino acids.